Acanthosepion pharaonis is the source of this 6663-nucleotide messenger RNA. NCBI's taxonomy places the organism in Eukaryota, Metazoa, Mollusca, Cephalopoda, Sepiida, Sepiidae. The record is from the annotation of a GenBank genome assembly.
AUGCAUCCAGAAUUAGUAAAGUAUUCUCGAGAAACGGAUACAUCGUUAGCAAAAGCCAGGCAAGAAGACAGACAGAAUUUGUUUGCCUUAUAUCCAGAUAUGAAAAGAUUUGCUUUUGGCAGUGAAGAGGAAGAAGUUUACGACAACCUGGAUCAGGUCGAUGUCUUCCCCAAACAGCUUGGUGACAGAUUUUUAUUAAAAGUUGAAGAGUUGCAGCUCAAGUUACAAGCCAACGUAUCAGAUGAUGGAAUGUUGGAAAAUAUACAAAAUCCGGAGCCUUUCUUCAUUUCUUUUGCUCUCUAUGAUGCCAAAGCCGGUAAAAAGAUCACAGAAGAUUACCACGUAGAUCCUAACCAAAUGUCUGUUCGUGCUAUGGUCCCAACAGAGUUACUCCAAGCCUCUGACAGAUUGCAUACAGUUGAUGGCGUGAAGAACGCAGCACCAGAACUGUACAAUUUUGACAAAGAAUGGUUCCAUUCAAAGGACAGAAUAGGGAUUUUCUCAGUAACAGGUCGUCAGUCCAAUAUCUAUCUGUUUGCCAAAAUUGAGAAAGUGCUCCAAGGCAGUGUAUCGCAUUGCACGGAACCAUACAUGAGAUCCACAGACAUCAAGGUUGGGACAAAAGUGCAUCGACAAAUGAAGCUCUUCUGCUCUCGGAUCGGACAUCAUCGAAUGCCCUUUGCAUGGGCUGCAAAGUCUGUCUCUCUUCAGCCUGCCAGUGAGGCCACAAUGGUUCUCUAUCGACAGGAGAGUUCCAAGCUGUCUGAAGAAGAGAUAAUAAAAAGAUUACAAGAAAUGCGAAGACCAGAGAAGCAGAGUAAAUGGCAAGUUAUCCCAGGACACCUCAAGAUUCGCCUUGAACCCAUCGAUGAAGAUAUUCCAAACUGUCUAACUCCGUCAUUGCUGCCUGUGCAUAAUUUUCCUGAUCCUCCUGAUGGUCCACUUCAUAUUGAAGUGGAAGAAUUCCUGGAUGACAAAGGAGAAUUCAGUUCUCCGUUUUGUUCCUACCAGAAUCAUCUCUAUGUCUAUCCAAUCAGCCUUAAAUACGAUUGCCAGAAAACUUUCACAAAGGCCCGCAAUAUUGCCUGUUGUAUUGAAUUUAGAGAUUCUGAUGACGAAGGAGCCGUCCCAUUGAGGUGUAUCUACGGUCGACCUGGAAUGCCUAUUUUCACCACUGUUACUAGUGCCACAGUUUUGCAUCAUAACACUUCUCCAGAAUUCUCAGAAGAAGUGAAAUUGAACCUGCCAACCCAGCUCCAUGAGAAACACCACCUCCUCUUCCGCUUUUAUCAUGUCAGUUUGCAAUUUUUUCUCUUUCUUUUCUUUGUCACUUCCCGCUUUUUCCUCGUUUUUUCUUUCACUUUUCUCUCUUUCUUGCUUUUUCCCUUUCUCUUUUGUGUUUUUUCUCAUUUUUCUUUUUUUUUUAAUUUUUCUCUUUUUGUUUUUUUUUCUUCAUUUUGUUUUUUUCUUCUUCAUUUUUUCUUUUUUCUCUCUUUUGUCUUUCUUUUGUCUUUCUUUCUCUCUUUUUUCCUCUUUCUCUCUUUUUUCCUCUUUCUCUCUUUUUUCCUCUUUCUCUCUUUUUUCCUCUUUCUCUCUUUUUUCCUCUUUCUCUCUUUUUUCCUGUUUUUCUUUUUCUUUUUUACUUUUCUGUUUUUCUUUUUUUUUUUUUCUUUUCCUGUUUUUUUUACUUUUCUGUUUUUUUCUUUUAUUUUUUUUUUUUUCUUUCUCUUUUUUCUGUUUUCUUUCUUUUCUUUUCUGUUUUUCUUUCUUUUCUUUUCUGUUUUUCUUUUUUUUUUUUCUGUUUUUUUUUUUUUUUUUUUGUUUUUUUCUUUUUUUCUUUUUUUUUUACUUUUCUGUUUUUUUUUUUUUACUUUUCUGUUUUUUCUUUUUUUUACUUUUCUGUUUUUUUCUUUUUUUUUUCUGUUUUUUCUUUUUUUUUUUCUGUUUUUUUUUUUUUUACUUUUCUGUUUUUCUUUUUUUUUUUUUACUUUUCUGUUUUUAUUUUUUUUUUUUUACUUUUCUGUUUUUCUUUUUUUUUUACUUUUCUGUUUUUCUUUUUUUUUUUUUUCUGUUUUUUUUUUUUUUUUUUCUGUUUUUUUUUUUGACUUUUCUGUUUUUCUUUUUUUUGACUUUUCUGUUUUUUUUUUUUUUUUUUUUUUUCUUUUUUUUUUUUUCUUUUUUUUUUUCUUUCUUUUGACUUUUUUUUUUUUUACUUUUCUUUUCUUUUUCUUUUUUUUGACUUUUCUGUUUUUCUUUUUUACUUUUUUCUUUUUCUUUUAUUGUUUUUCUUUUUUUACUUUUCUGUUUUUCUUUCUUUUGACUUUUCUGUUUUUCUUUCUUUUGACUUUUCUGUUUUUCUUUCUUUUGACUUUUCUGUUUUUCUUUCUUUUGACUUUUCUGUUUUUCUUUCUUUUGACUUUUCUAUUGGUGUCUGAGUUUCCGGAUCCAUUACCUGUAGCAGCAAAUCUUCCACCUGGUUAUUUGUCACAUGAUUUAGCCGGGACAGGAAAGGUGGCAUGCCCUGAAAUCAAAUGGGUUGACAGUAAAAAGGAAUUAUUUAAGGUGCACUUGAGAUUGAAAUCUACAAUAUACACAAAGGAUCAGCAUUUGUACAAUUUUUUUGUCCACUGUCAAAAAUUGGAAAACAAUUUUUCUCCAAUGGUGGAGGCUGACACCAUCAACAAACUCAAGCCUGAAAAUGGCCGAAUUUCAGAUGACCCAGCACACCACCUAAAUGCCAUCAAGUCUUUACAUGCAGUGGAAGUUGGGACAUUUAUCAACUUUUUGCCAACCAUUCUCAAUCAGUUAUUCAGGCUGAUUGCAAGAACUCACAAUGAGGACAUUGCAAUGAAUGCAGCACGUGUCCUCAUUCAUAUUGUUUCUGAAGUACACAAUGCUGGUAAACCAGAAAUUUUACAGUCAUACGUGAAGUAUGUUUUCAAAACCUUACCCACCCCAAAAGGCACAAAAGUGAAAACGAUCCAUGAAGAACUGGCCAAAAAUUUGACCGUGAUUCUGCGGCCAGUCAAUGCUGAUCAGUUAGUUGUCAGCCGCUUUUUGAAACAUUCCCGGUUCUUCUUUGAGAUUCUCAUCAAAAGUAUGACACAAUAUCUUAUAGAAACAGAAAGGAUCAAGAUGCCACGAAAUGAAAGGUUUUCUUCCGAUUAUCAAUUUCGUAUUCAGAAUCUUAUCCAAGCAAUAUAUCCUCAUCUUUAUCAAAAACAAGAUGAUGUACUUGCCGAUGCUAAAACUGCUAAUCACAGUCUUGCUACAUUUGUUAAGCAUCUUUUUACCCUUAUUGACCGAGGUUUUGUGUUUCGCAUUAUUAGCACUUACAUGGAAAACUUCAGCGUUAGAGAUACAAAGAUGUUUCAGCAAAUGAAGUUUGAGUUUUUGAGAAUCGUAUGUAGUCAUGAGCAUUAUAUCCCACUCUGUUUGCCAUUGAUGAGGCGUGGACUCAUCAAGAAUUACAAAGAUGUGAAACAUGAUUACACGUUAUCUGAAGAAUAUCGAAAGAACCAUUAUAUGGCUGGCCUGCUACUUCAAGAACUCAAACUUGCAUUAUAUGACAGCAGAGAUGUGCACCGUUGUGCAAUUACAGUACUUAGGAACCAGAUUGCAAAACAUGCAUUUGAUGACCGCUAUUGUGCUAAGGGUCACCAGGGACGUAUCGCUGCUCUCUACUUGCCGUUUAUUCCAAUUCUUCUGGAAAGCAAAGACAGGCUGCUGGAUAACGCAGACGUGUCUGGAACUGCUGGACUGCAUGCUUCCUACCAGAACAUCGACUUGAGUUCCAGCAACGACUGCCUCAACCAGUCUGAUCCACAACACAAGAGUGUUACAGGCAUUGACCAAAUUCAGAAAAGGGAUUCGUCCUAUUUUGAUGUCAUUGCUGGCCGAGCAACCCAACCGUCUCUCAGCCAACUGAAUCUUGGUGACCCUGAGCAACUUCAGUUGGUCGCAUUACAACAGUCUAGUCUUGUUAUUCAAGCUGCACGAGGAAACCACAUGUCUGGUUCAAGGGCCCAAUCAAUGGGAGGUCCUGUUCAAAGCAAUAUGUAUAACCGAUAUGAUAAAUUAGAUUCUUCUGAGGUCAAAGAUCUUCUUGUUUGCUUCCUGCAUAUUUUGAAAUAUUUACCAGAAGAUAUCCUUUUGGGGUGGUUCAAUAAUUCUUCUGAACAUAAUAUCAUUGAUCUAUUUUCACUUUUGGAACUUUGUUUACAUCAGUUUAAAUAUGUUGGGCGUCGAAAAAUUAUUACAUUGAGCACGAUAGGAGACAGUCGCAAAGCCAUGACAGCACCUCCUUCCUCACACAAGUCUUUGACAGUAGGAGGAGGAAGUGGAGGAGGUAAUGGAAUGUUACAUCAAAGAACUUAUAGCCAAUGUCAGGACAGUCAAACAGACUUGUUUCACGUUCAUUCUUCUUCUGGAGCAAUGGCCAUCCUCAAAGCUUUACAAGAAGCCAACAUGGCAACUGAAGUUGGUAUUAUCGUCCUAGACAUUCUCAGCCUUUAUUGCAAUACAUUCAAGAAACAACUUGAACAUAAAGAUGGAGACAAUAAAUUGAUGAGAAAAGUUUUUGAUCUUCUUUUGUCUUUUCUACAAACAAGUCAGUCAGAAACACUGCAAAAACACGUUUUCUCCAUUUGGAGAGCUUUCAUCAGAAAAACUUUUUUUUUGGCAAGCAGACCUAUUGGCCUUUCUGUUCACUUUUUUUUUUUUUCUCUUUCUCUUUAUAAUUUAUUCUAUCCUUCUCUCUCUCUUUCCUUCCUUUCCAUAUCUCUCUCUUCUUCUCCUUCUCUCUCUCUUCCUUCUCUCUCUCUCCUUCCUUCUCUCUCUCUCCUUCCCUCUCUCUCUCCUUCCCUCUCUCUCUCUCUCUCUCUUCCUCUCUCUCCUCCUCUCUUCCCUCUCUCCUCCCUUCUCUCCUCUCUCUCUCCCUUCUCCCUCUCUCUCCUCCCUUCUCCCUCUCUCUCUCUCCUUCUCCCUCUCUCUCCUUCCUUCUCUCCUCUCUCUCCUUCCUUCUCUCCCUUCCUUUAUCUCUCUUCCCACUUCUUUCCUCCUUUUUCAUUCCUCUCCUUCCUUCCUUCCUUCUCUCCCCCCCUCCUUCCUUCUCUCCUCCCCUCUCAUCUAUUUCUUUUCAUCUUUUUUUUUCCUUUCAUCUCUCUUCUGACAUCGUUUUUGCAUGCAUCUUCUACAUUUCAGGCUGUGUUGUUUAAGGGCAAUGCAAAGCUCUGUGGGGACCUCUGCUACGAGAUCUUACGUUGCUGUAACUCUCGACUCAGCACAACACGCAAAGAGGCUUGUGCAUUACUUUAUCUUUUAAUGAGAUCAAAUUUUGAAUUUAGUAAGAAAACAAGUUUCACAAGAGUGCAUCUUCAGGUGAUAAUAUCUGUGUCUCAGCUCAUUGGUGAUGUGGUGGGAAUCUGCAAUUCAUAUUUUCAAGAAAGCUUAGUGAUGGUUAACAAUUAUGCAAAAAGUGACAAGGCUAUGCAGAAAACCAGUUUCCCUCAUGAAGUAAAAGAUUUAACAAAGCGUAUUCGGACAGUCUUGAUGGCAACAGCUCAACUCAAAGAACAUGAGAAGAACCCUGAAAUGUUAGUUGACCUGCAAUACUGUCUGGCAAAAUCCUAUGCCAGUACACCAGAACUUCGCAAGACUUGGUUGGAAUCCAUGGCUAAAGCUCAUAUUCGGACUCAGGAUUUUUCAGAGGCUGCCCAUUGCUAUAUCCACAUAAGUGCCCUCGUAUCUGAAUAUCUCCGAAGGAGAGGUAAGCUGAUUUUCAUUUUUCUUUUUUUUUUUAAAUUACUUCCUUUCUCUUUUCUUCUUUUUUACUUUCUUUCUCUUUUCUUCUUUUUUACUUCCUUUCUCUUUUCUUCUUUUUUACUUUUUCUCUUUUCUUCUUUUUUACUUUCUUUCUCUUUUCUUCUUUUUUACUUUCUUUCUCUUUUCCUCUUUUUUACUUUCUUUCUCUUUUCCUCUUUUUUACUUUCUUUCUCUUUUCCUCUUUUUUACUUUCUUUCUCUUUUCCUCUUUUUUACUUUCUUUCUCUUUUCCUCUUUUUUACUUUCUUUCUCUUUUCCUCUUUUUUACUUUCUUUCUUUUUCCUCUUUUUUUUUUUUCUUUUUCCUCUUUUUUACUCUUUUCUCUUUUCCUCUUUUUUACUUUUUCUCUUUUCCUCUUUUUUACUUUCUUUCUCUUUUCUUCUUUUUUACUUUCUUUCUCUUUUCUUCUUUUUUACUUUCUUUCUCUUUUCUUCUUUUUUACUUUCUUUCUCUUUUCUCCUUUUUUAUUUGCUUUCUCUUUUCUCCUUUUUUAUUUGCUUUCUCUUUUCUCCUUUUUUAUUUGCUUUUUCUCUUUUCUCCUUUUUUAUUUGCUUUCUCUUUUCUCCUUUUUUAUUUGCUUUCUCUUUUCUCCUUUUUUAUUUGCUUUCUCUUUUCUCCUUUUUUAUUUGCUUUCUCUUUUCUCCUUUUUUAUUUGCUUUCUCUUUUCUCCUUUUUUAUUUGCUUUUCUUUUCUCCUUUUUUUUCUUUUCUUUUUUUUUAUUUGCUUUCUCUUUUCUUCUUUUUUAUUUGCUUUCUCUUUUCUUCUUUUUUAUUUGCUUUCUCUUUUCUUCUUUUUUAUUUGCUUUCUCUCUUUUUCUUCACCAGUCACUCACAAAGUAUAA